This is a messenger RNA of Exophiala viscosa, 1435 nucleotides long. RefSeq lists its product as uncharacterized. Bases 106 to 1113 code for a protein of 335 amino acids. The transcript has 2 exons. Gene Ontology annotation, molecular function: zinc ion binding. The record is from RefSeq and is a predicted model, not a curated record. Lineage: Eukaryota; Fungi; Ascomycota; Eurotiomycetes; Chaetothyriales; Herpotrichiellaceae.
CUCUCGAAAGCCUUCGGCGCUCUGCUUCUCGGCAAAUAGCCUGGACAGCUGUUGCCUGCGCUCGGUAAUAGCUCCCGAUGUACCAAAGUCCUCCGCAUCUUGAAGAUGUCUUAUCAUACAAAGAAUGGUCGAACCAGUAAAAGAGGCGCAUUCGUGGAAGGAGUCUGGCUUUGCGACUGUGAGCCGCGCAUGCCGGCAGACAAAUUCCAGACGAAGAACGGAGGCAAGAACCAUGGCAGAUGGUUCUAUACAUGCCAGAAGCCGCAGCACAAGCGCUGUAGCUUCUUCCUAUGGACAGACGAUGCCAAAGUCCGUGAAGAAGCAGCCGUACUGGGCAACUCGCGUUCCGAGCCAAUUGCGCAGCCUAAAACUCCUGAAAAAGCCAAGAUGACAACCAUGCCGCCGACGCCAGAUACAAGAGGUAGCAGGAUCACCUCGGGCAAGAAAGAUACAGGUAUCGAAGGUCGUCAAGAAAACGAAGAACACGAUGCAAGCUUUGAUUGGUCUUCCAGCAACGACGAGGCCUUACUGGAGGCUGAGAAAGAAGUACUAGGGGAGGCAGCACUCUUUGAGACACCCAAGAAGGCGGCUAGAACAAACUUGAUGACAUCGCCGGGGAAAAGGCUCUUUGAUGAGAUGGCUAAACCAUCUAACUUUUCUGAUAAUGCAUGGCCCUUGAGCGACGAUGUUUUCACAACACCUUCCACGUCACAUAAGUCGAGCGGCAAUGGGCUGCUCUCACCUACCCGCACGCCUGCUAAAGAGUUGUCACAACAAUCAGGUCCUGAGCUAACACCCUCCACGCUGGCGUCUGAGGCCCUCGACGUACUUUCACAAUCUCGGCUGGACUUCAGGGUGGAGAAAGACCUCGUUGAACUUCUCAACAAGCAUGAUCUUCGCACUCAGGGGAUUAUCAAGGGUCGCGAAAUCACGAGAUUAGCGAUUCAGUCGAAAGACAAGAAAAUCGCAGAGCUUCAAUCCCGUAUUGCAGUCCUUGAGGCUGAAAAAGAGACGAAUCGCACAGUGAUCAGCCAUUUGAAGCACGACAUUGCGAACUCUCCGAAGAAAGGCAGAGGCAGGGGAAGUCCCACUGCACGACGAUCCGAGGUGUGACAAAAAGACAAGGUAUAUCCUAUUGUGUGGAUGAUAUCUCUUGACAAAAGAGCCAAAUUCUGCUGUCGAGCUCUCUUCAGAUGCAGCUCUGCCCUACACACUUGGGCAUACACUUCUGAACAGGUCGCGAAAGGGCUUGACAAGUCCACUGGCGGCUGUACUGGAAGCAACAACCCUGUUUCGGUUCUGCAUACGAGGCUGGCGGAGGACAUCCCUCUUUCCCGGCAAUGGACGUCCCUCGCAAAAGACAUGUGCCAAAUUGCCUUGUUGAGGAAAACCCCACACCAGUCGAGCCGGACCUAUACUCUUGCGACUACCUGUG